UGUAUUCCCAGGAUUCCACACAGGAAGAUGAUCUGGAUGAUGACCAGAUUUGUAAAGUUGAAAUUAAAGAGGAAGAUACGUACGAGCCUUGUGCUGAGAAUGAUAUAUCUCCAGAGAGUAGCAUAGAUGGACACAACGAGUGGACUACCUUUGAACGGCGUAUCAUUUCAUCUCCAGAUUACAAUGAUAAUGAUGUGGGAGCAUAUCUCCCAGAGGAAGACCCUGGGCAUUCCCAUGCAGAUCGAUCGCCAAACCCAUCCUCUGACUCUUUCACCCAUAAAGGGAAAAAGAUGUUUCCGUGUCCUCACUGUGAAAAAUAUUUUAAGGCGAAAUCAUCUCUCGAUAAACAUGUCAGAGUGCACACCGGAGAGCGACCAUUCUCGUGCCCGGAAUGUGGGAUUUGCUUUAAAUCCAGCUCAAAUCUCUUUAGACAUCAAAGGCUUCACGCCGGAGUGAAGAGUUUCACAUGCGCCGUAUGUGGGAAGCCUUGCAUAGACAAUGCCAACCUUGCCCGACAUCUGCUGAACCACACGGGCGAGAGACCUCACGAGUGCACCGAGUGCGGCAAACGUUUCAAAAGGAAAUAUCAAUUGACUGAGCACUUUAGAGUUCACACGGGAGAAACUCCUUUCUCGUGUUCGGAGUGCAAUGAAAGUUUUAUGCAGAAGUAUGAUCUCAUCGUCCACCAGAAAACGCACAUGGACAAAAAUCCAUACACGUGUACGGUGUGCGGGAAAGGUUUUACAUGGAAGCAUACCUUCCUCCUGCACCAGCGGACACAUACGGGCAAAAUGACGCACACGUGCACCGAGUGCGGGCAGUCUUUCCUAACCAAGUCUGAACUUAAUGUACACCGGAGGUGUCACAUGCACGUGGUGAUCUUUCCGUGUUCGGAAUGCGAACAUUCGUUCAAAACGCGGAAAGAACUCCUAAUACACCAGAGAAGUCACACCGGUGAGGAGGUCUUCUCAUGUACGGAAUGCCAGAAAUCCUUCAUAAAGAAUUCAGAACUUAUCAGACACCAGAGAAUCCACACCGGCGAGAAGCCCUUUUUGUGCCUCCAGUGCGGCAAACGCUUCAUGCAGAAAAAAGGCCUCAAUGCCCAUAUGAAGCUCCACGAAGAGAAGCCCAAGUGAUGGAAAAUGUUUUAGUAAGAAGACAAUCUCAUCCCUAUCAGAACAUUCCCAUUGCAAAGAACCGUUUUCUUGUGCGGAGUGUGGGACAAGGCCAAGAAAUCUGGACAUAUUCUUCCUUGGAGAACCAAAAAUGUUGGUUAACAAAGCCUACCAAGAUACAGACCAGAGGGGUUCUUGGUUGGAUGAAUCGAUAAAUCUCUUGGAAUGAUGGAAGAUUUCAUCUACAAAUAUCAAUGCAACUGAUGGGUCGUCCUUCCCGCAACCCAACGCUUGCUUCUCGUUGGUUUUUGCUGCUGUACAGUUUACUUACACUUAAAUGCUUUGAUUUAGACAACUGCCUUUUGCGUCAACUAGAGGUUUCGCUUUUUAUAACUAAAGGUUUCAUUUAUAAUGAUAUGUUCUUAGUUAUUUUUUGUUGUUUCAAUAACUUGUAUGAGGAUUAAAGGGAUGCAGUCCUGGGAGGAAUUUCUA
Messenger RNA from Rana temporaria (common frog), 1607 nucleotides. Its product is annotated as oocyte zinc finger protein XlCOF2-like. The transcript is spliced from 3 exons. The record is from RefSeq and is a predicted model, not a curated record. Lineage: Eukaryota; Metazoa; Chordata; Amphibia; Anura; Ranidae. Bases 291 to 1136 code for a protein of 281 amino acids.